This is a messenger RNA of Gasterosteus aculeatus aculeatus (three-spined stickleback), 2125 nucleotides long. It is a transcript of the gene acadm, whose product is annotated as acyl-CoA dehydrogenase medium chain. Gene Ontology annotation, cellular component: cytoplasm; mitochondrion. The record is from RefSeq and is a predicted model, not a curated record. Gene Ontology annotation, molecular function: flavin adenine dinucleotide binding; medium-chain fatty acyl-CoA dehydrogenase activity. Lineage: Eukaryota; Metazoa; Chordata; Actinopteri; Perciformes; Gasterosteidae. Gene Ontology annotation, biological process: medium-chain fatty acid catabolic process; fatty acid beta-oxidation.
UGUUCAAUCCCGCUGCAGUGAUUGGCCGAGAGGCGCAUAGUCGUUUUAUAGGCCAAAGGUUUUCAGCGCAGUCUGUUUAUCGGGGCCGGAACAGUAACGACAUUUAACAAUGCUCUUCAAUAAGGUUUUAAAAGCCGGUGUGCGGUCUGGGGUCCGGCUGCAGAGAUCCAGUUUUGCGGCAUCCGGUGCUGAAGCAUCUCACUCGGGCCAACCAGCAUCUCCCGGCUUCUCUUUUGAGCUGACGGAUGAGCAGAAGGAGUUCCAGCAGCUGGCGAGGAAGUUUGCCCGUGAAGAGAUCGUUCCUGCCGCGCCUGCUUAUGACAGGAGUGGUGAAUAUCCUAUGCCCAUCAUCAGGAAAGCAUGGGAGCUCGGUCUGAUGAAUGGUCACAUUCCACAGAAAUAUGGUGGAAUGGGCUUGUCAAUCUUUGAUAACUGCAUCGUCACAGAAGAGUUGGCUUACGGCUGCACUGGAGUACAGACCGCUAUCGAGGCGAACUCUCUGGGACAAAUGCCUGUUAUUCUAGCUGGCAGUGACACACAAAAGCGCAAAUACCUUGGAAGAAUGACCGAGGAGCCUCUUAUGUGUGCGUACUGCGUGACGGAGCCCGGGGCCGGCUCUGAUGUGGCCAGCAUCAAGACGCGAGCUGUAAAGGAUGGCGACGAUUAUGUUGUUAACGGGCAGAAAAUGUGGAUCACCAAUGGAGGGAAAGCUAACUGGUACUUCCUCCUGGCCCGCACUAACCCAGAUCCUAAAUGUUCCACUGGCAAGGCCUUUACGGGCUUCAUUGUGGAGGCUGACACUCCGGGAAUUCUGAUAGGAAGAAAGGAGAUGAACAUGGGCCAGAGGUGCUCUGAUACCAGAGGCAUCACCUUUGAGGAUGUGAGGAUACCAAAGGAAAAUGUCCUGAUUGCAGAGGGAGCUGGCUUUAAGAUUGCAAUGGGCGCUUUUGACAACACCCGGCCCCCAGUGGCAGCAGGAGCAACGGGGCUUGCACAGAGGGCCCUUGAAGAAGCUACUAAUUAUGCCCUUGAGAGGAAGACUUUUGGCAAAGUUAUUGCUGAGCACCAGGCCGUGUCCUUCCUCCUGGCUGAGAUGGCGAUGAAGGUGGAGCUGGCCCGGAUGGCGUACCAGCGCUCCGCCUGGGAGGUGGACCAGGGCCGCAAAAACACCUACUAUGCCUCCAUCGCCAAGGCAUUCGCCGGGGACAUCGCCAAUCAGGUGGCCUCUGAUGCCGUUCAGGUGUUUGGAGGAAACGGCUUCAACAGCGAAUACCCGGUGGAGAAGCUGAUGAGAGACGCUAAGAUCUACCAGAUCUACGAGGGCACAGCUCAAAUCCAAAGACUCAUCAUUGCCCGAGAGCACCUGGGAAGAUACAAGAAGUGAACCCUGCACACCUGACUUGUCCUCGUUCCCAAAUCACGUGUGUUCUGCUAACACGGUAGUAACGUAUUGUUUGACUAGAAAUUGUAAAGAAUAUGCCAUUGCUAUGAUUGUUUGCCUUAACAGAAUUCAGAUGUAGUGUUUUGGUUUUGUUGAAGAUGAGCUCAGAACAGUGGCCUUUAUUUGAUGACUUGUUGAGUUGAGGAUGCCCACAUUCAGGCAAAAUAUAACGUGUCCGUGUCCUGAAAGGCCACAGCAUCUAUUGGUUGUAAAUAAUUGCUGCCAGGCACAAACACUGCUGUUUUUGGUAGCCAUCUGGACAUUACUCUGUUAGGUGGGUUUUUUUAUGUGAUAUCAGUGUAAAACCAAGCAGAACCAAUUAAAUCUUUAUCUGUACAAAUCGGUUUCUCACCAGAAUGUGUUGCUAGUAUUCAUUUUGUUCAGAAAAGCAAGCUGUCUGAACCUGUUUACGGUCGUAUUAAAAGCAUUAAGGGUCAUAACAACAGUUCUGUGUUUUAGAUGAUUGAUUUACAUCUACCGUGUUUGUGGGAUACGUAAAAUGUAUUUUGUGGUAAUCAAACAUAAUCUCCCGUUUCCUAAAUUCAACCAUCAGUCUGGCUUUACAGCCUUGUGUAUAUAUUCGAUGAUUUACGUAUCAUUUCAUGUAAUUUUGCAAUACAGUUGCACAAUUCAUCUGUAGGCAUUUUUCAACACAACAAACAAAAUAAAAACAAUUAUACAUUC